Messenger RNA from Heterobasidion irregulare TC 32-1, 966 nucleotides. RefSeq lists its product as uncharacterized. Bases 1 to 966 code for a protein of 321 amino acids. Gene Ontology annotation, molecular function: magnesium ion binding; ribose phosphate diphosphokinase activity. Gene Ontology annotation, biological process: 5-phosphoribose 1-diphosphate biosynthetic process; ribonucleoside monophosphate biosynthetic process; purine nucleotide biosynthetic process. Gene Ontology annotation, cellular component: ribose phosphate diphosphokinase complex; cytoplasm. The transcript is spliced from 6 exons. The record is from RefSeq and is a predicted model, not a curated record. NCBI's taxonomy places the organism in Eukaryota, Fungi, Basidiomycota, Agaricomycetes, Russulales, Bondarzewiaceae.
AUGUUGAACGGUAGCGGCAUCAAAGUCUUCACUGGCAACAGCCAUCCCGAGCUCGCUGAACUCAUCGCCCGACGGCUCGGCAUCCAGCUCUCCAAGGCCGAAGUCACUCGCAGCGGGAUCGGCGAGACGAACGUGCGCAUCGGCGAGUCCGUGCGCGAGGACGACGUGUACAUCAUCAACACCGGCUGCGGCGAGGUCAACACGGCGCUCAUGGAGCUGUGCAUCAUGAUCCACGCGUGCAAGAUCGCGAGCGCGAAGCGCAUCACCGCCGUCGUGCCCCUCUUCCCGUACGCGCGCCAGGACAAGAAGGACAAGAGCCGCGCGCCGAUCACGGCCAAGCUCGUCGCCAACAUGCUCCAAAAGUCCGGGUGCGACCAUGUCAUCACGAUGGACCUUCACGCGUCACAAAUCCAAGGGUUCUUUGACGUCCCGGUAGACAAGUGCCUCUACGCAGAGCCAUCGGCUAUCCUGUACAUUCGGACGCACUUUGAUCUCUCGAACGUGGUGAUCGUGUCGCCUGACGCGGGGGGCGCCAAAAGAGCGACGUCGAUGGCGGACCGGCUCGGGGUGGACUUUGCGCUGUUUCACAAGGAGCGGAAAAAGGCGAACGAGGUGUCGCGGAUGGUGCUGGUGGGGCACGUGAAGGGGAAGAUGGCGAUCCUGGUGGACGACAUGGCGGACACGUGCGGGACGCUGUGCUUGGCGGCGGAGCACCUGGCGGAGGCGGGGGUGAGCAAGUCGUACGCGAUCGUGACGCACGGGAUCCUGAGCGGGCGGGCGCUGGAGAACGUGGAGGCGAGCGCGCUGGACAAGCUGAUCGUGACGAACACGCUGCCGCAGCAGGCGAACGCGGCGCGGUGCUCGAAGCUGGAGGUUAUCGAUAUCGGACCCGUGCUCGGGGAGGUGAUCCGGCGCAGCCAUUAUGGGGAGAGCGUGUCAAAACUGUUCAACGAGGUGCCCUACUAG